AUGGCGCGGGAAGAGUCCCUUCUUGCUCCUCGCGUGUCCUCUGACGAUGGUUCGUCGAUCCGAAAUGACGGGGAGGAAUACGCUCUCUUGACCGGCGAGCGAACGGCCACCGAAAACAAACGGCAAGCCUGGCCUUCCUGGCGGGAAAUUGGAGUGUUUUCCUGGGCUCUGAUUGCAACAAUUUUGGUAAUUGUUCUGGCCGUGCUCUACCCACACAAGUCAGCGGAGCCUCAACCCCAUCGUGGGUCAAACACGACCUGGGGCCCUGGAGGCAAGCCGACGGGCAAGCGGAACAUGAUUUUCAUGGUUUCUGACGGCAUGGGUCCUACUAGUCUCUCGCUGACUCGAAGCUUCCGGCAAUACACGCAUGAUCUGCCGUUCGACGACAUUCUGGUCUUGGAUAAGCACUACAUUGGAACUUCGCGAACACGCUCAAGCUCUAGCUUGGUAACAGACUCUGCCGCUGGAGCAACCGCCUUUUCAUGCGGUCGCAAGAGUUACAAUUCUGCCAUCUCAGUGCUCCCCGACCACUCGCCCUGUGGGACCGUGCUCGAGGCGGCUGCGUUGGCGGGCUAUAAGACAGGACUGGUUGUGACUACUCGCCUGACGGAUGCGACUCCAGCAUGCUUUGCCGCGCAUGCUAAUCUGCGGAACUACGAAGAUCUGAUUGCCGCCCAAGAAGUUGGAGAACACCCUCUCGGCCGGGUCGUAGAUCUUAUGCUCGGCGGUGGACGAUGCCAUUUUUUGCCCAACUCAAAGUCUGGCAGCUGUCGUGGCGAUGAUCACGAUUUGAUCAAGGUUGCUUCUCAGAAUGGAUUCGGUUAUAUCGAUGACCGUGCAGGCUUCGAUAGCCUCAAGGGCGGCGAUAACGCCACUUUACCGCUGCUAGGCCUUUUUGCUCACGGAGAUAUCCCGUAUGAGAUUGAUCGACGUACUCAGAAUGAGACCUAUCCCUCUUUAGAGGAGAUGACUCGCACUGCCCUGAAGGCCUUGAGCAAAGCCACCGAGGACAGUGAACAAGGGUUCUUCGUCCUGAUCGAGGGCUCUCGCAUCGACCAUGCCGGCCAUGGCAAUGAUCCUGCCGCCCAAGUUCAUGAGGUAUUGGCAUACGACAAGGCAUUUGCUGCCGCACUCGAGUUCCUAGAGAAUGAUCCCACCCCUGGCGUAAUUGUGAGCACAUCCGACCACGAGACCGGUGGUCUUGCCGCAGCACGACAGCUGCACAAGAGCUAUCCCGAGUAUUUAUGGCUUCCGAACGUCCUGGACAAGGCAAGCCACUCUGGCGAAUACCUUGCUGCUCGACUUAAAGAAUAUCAUUCUGGCCCGGGCAAGGACGCCAAGGAUUCGACUAAGCAGUCCUGGGUCCGGGAACACCUUCUCAAGGAUGGGCUUGGCAUCGAUGAUGCUACAGACAAAGAAGUAGAUGCCUUGCUCCACCCGGAUCCACAAGUCACUCCGGCAUAUGUGUUCGCGGAUAUGAUCAGCCGCCGCGCCCAGGUCGGCUGGAGUACUCAUGGACAUUCUGCUGUUGACGUCAACAUCUACGUGUCGUCUAGCAAGGAUGCUUGGCCAUUAGUUGGAAACAACGAGAACACCGAUGUCGGAAACUUCCUCGCUGACUAUCUCGAUCUCAAUGUCGAAAAUGUCACGAAGUUGCUACAAGACACCAAGUCUGGAGCCUUGCAAUCAUACGACUGGAUGGGCGACCGCCUGGGAUUGAACUUCCAUACUGAUGGAUUAGACACUUACCAUGGAGACUUUAGGAAGCGAUCAGCCGAUGAUUGUGGAUGUGGUGCUGCGCACUAA
Penicillium coprophilum is the source of this 1806-nucleotide messenger RNA. Its product is annotated as alkaline phosphatase. Gene Ontology annotation, biological process: dephosphorylation. Gene Ontology annotation, molecular function: alkaline phosphatase activity. Lineage: Eukaryota; Fungi; Ascomycota; Eurotiomycetes; Eurotiales; Aspergillaceae. The record is from RefSeq and is a predicted model, not a curated record. Gene Ontology annotation, cellular component: fungal-type vacuole membrane. The transcript is spliced from 2 exons. The coding region runs from base 1 to 1806 and encodes 601 amino acids.